This is a messenger RNA of Wasmannia auropunctata (little fire ant), 501 nucleotides long. RefSeq names its product cilia- and flagella-associated protein 58-like. Lineage: Eukaryota; Metazoa; Arthropoda; Insecta; Hymenoptera; Formicidae. The record is from RefSeq and is a predicted model, not a curated record. The coding region runs from base 6 to 494 and encodes 162 amino acids. The transcript has 2 exons.
AUCCUAUGACUUUCGAGCUCGUUACAAAAGUACAAUUUCUGCAAAAACGUAUUUUAAAAAUGUCCACUGAUAUAAUCGAUAAAGAGAGGAAGCUAAAAGAUACUGAGAAAUUAUAUAUGAAUCUUCGUGAUGUAUUGUCUAAGCAACCAAAUUUGCAAAUAACGAAAAAUUUAAGUAAGGUUCGAGAUAUUGUACGUACAAGAGGAGAGAAAAUCAAAUGCCUUAUUGCUGAACUGAAUAUGUACGAGUCGCAAGUAGACGGAUAUAAAGAAGAUAUGGCAACAAUGGUCAAUGAGACGAGUGAAUUAAAAAAAAUGUUUUAUGCGCAAAAAAAGAAGCUUCAAAAAAUAAAUGUGACAACCCUGAAAUCUACGUGCAAAACUAGUCUUCCAGAUAUUUUAGUAUCUACUAAGAAAUUUUAUGGUGGCGGCUUUAAAAUAACGACACCUACUUCAAAAAUUUGUUGUAUUGUGGACCCUUCAACACGCAAAUAAUAUAAAU